AUGUCGUCCCAAGUCAAUAAUGAUAGCUUCAAGCUUGAGAACCUCUUCGGCAUGAAGGGCAAGGUUGCCCUCAUCACCGGUGGCGGAUCAGGCAUUGGUCUAAUGGCCACUCAAUCUCUCGCAGUGAACGGUGCGAAGGUCUACAUCACCGGCCGUACUAAAGAGAAGCUCGACCGUGUAGUUGAGCUCUACGGGAAGGAUAUUCCCGGCGAGAUCAUUGCCAUUCCUGCCGAUGUCACUUCGAAGGAGUCAAUCCAGAAUCUAGUUGACGAGAUCUCCUCCAAGGAAUCUAAACUGCACAUCCUUAUCAACAAUGCCGGUAUUAGUUCUGCAAAGCAGAACACUGACCAUGAAGAUCCCCAAAAGCUCCAACAAGAACUAUUCCACAAUACAAGCAAAGUCAGCGAUUGGGAAGAUGUCAUGCGAACCAAUGUGAUGCAGCUAUUCUUCGUCACUACCGCCUUCCUCCCCUUGCUCAGUAAGGGUACUGAGGAUACACCUGCGUGGUCUAGCACGGUGAUCAACAUUUCGUCGAUCUCCGGUAUCAUCAAAGCGUCGCAGCAUCAUUUCGCUUACAAUGCAAGCAAGGCUGCCGCCAUUCACCUCACCAAAAUGCUCGCUCAUGAGAUCGCUGACUCGGGUUUGAAGAUCCGAGUGAACAAUAUCGCUCCUGGAGUCUUCCCUUCGGAAAUGACUGCCAAGGAGAGUGAUGAUAAGCAGAAGAGCGAGCUUUCAAAAGAGAAGUACGAGAGUAAGGUUCCUGCCGGGCGACCUGGAAAAGAUGAGGAUAUGGCUGGAGCUGUGCUUUUCACUGUUUCAAAUCAAUAUCUGAACGGGCAGACCAUCGUCGUUGAUGGUGGUUAUGUACUAGCGACUGGGUCAGUCUAA
Messenger RNA from Penicillium subrubescens, 888 nucleotides. Its product is annotated as SDR family NAD(P)-dependent oxidoreductase. Gene Ontology annotation, molecular function: oxidoreductase activity. The record is from RefSeq and is a predicted model, not a curated record. The transcript has 2 exons. Lineage: Eukaryota; Fungi; Ascomycota; Eurotiomycetes; Eurotiales; Aspergillaceae. The coding region runs from base 1 to 888 and encodes 295 amino acids.